UCCGAAGGUUUUCAUUUACCUUCUUCCUGUUAUUAUUGGUUAUUAUUUGUCAUAUGCAACGUGGUGACAGUAUAUUGUUUCAUCACGAACGUAUUGAACUGAAAUAUGCUUGUAGUUAUUAUCGAGGGAAACGCAAAAGUGUUUUAACUAAACCUUUAUGUUGAUAGGUGAAAAGUUAAUGAAAACGACCAAACAGCGAAAUGUAGAUCAUUCUCUGGCGCCGGUCGAGAAAACCGUAAAUGUCGGUGACAUUACUUGGCAUGUCAGUGAAAGUCAAAUAGCCUCUAGUUAUGAUUGGGUUUUCAAUGAUAACGAAAACCAGCGACGGGUUGCCUUUGUGUGGCACAACUGAUAUUAGUAGCAAGGACCAAAGUGAAGACUAUCAGUUGGCGUACAAAGAUUUGAAAUUUAUUACUAAGAAACUUUCCAAAUUCCCCGACAGAUGUUCAUGUACACCAAAUUCAUACUCCAUACAUUUCACAAGUGCUGUUGGUUUGACGUUUCUUGUGCUUUGUGAAUCUUCCUACCCAGUUGUGUUGGCCUUUUCAUUUUUGGAUGAAAUACAAAAGGAAUUCAUACAGGCAUAUGAAAGACACAAGACUGUUGAGGCAUCAUUAAGGCCAUAUGCUUACAUUAAGUUUGAUGUGAACAUAAAGAAAAUAAAGGCUCGCUAUAACAAUCCCAGGUCACUGACAACAAAGUUGGACCUGUCUGCCUUAAGCCAGGAGAUAAAACUUCGUCCACCUCAUGUCAUUCAUCCAGAUGAGUUCAAGUACGUUGGAGGGAAACAUGCUUCACUGACAUCAUUCAGAACUGCUGCUUCAUCAGGUCGGCAUUUCGUCUCACUUGACCUCUAUGGUUGGCUGUCGGUGGGGAUGAAUAUACUGUGUUCAUUUCUCAAUCUCACCCGUGGUGUCAGCAUCAUGAACGAUGGCCAUAUAGAUAGCCUAGACAGUGAAUCAUUCCAGUAUGCUGUUGCCUUUUUUCUAUGCUUCUUAUUCUUUGGUUAUCAGGUGUACUUGAUUUGCUGCCCUAUCGGUAUGAGGAAGCCUCUUGCCUGUGCCACACUCGGGAGCAUCUGUCUGUGCCAGCUGUAUCUGUGGGAACAUCGGACUAGUGUACAAAUGCUGUUUCAUGUCACUGUAGGCUGUGCAGCCACCUUUACUAUAUUCACCAGACAGAUUCAAGAGAAGUUACCUCAAUAUAAUCUAUGAUGUGGUGUGUUUCUGAUGUGAAGAUGAAUUAUUAGAUGAUGGAGACAUCAUACCCCAGUACAAGCAGUCAGGAUGUAUGUAUGUGUGAUUCUGUUUUUGGUCCAUGUUAAGGAUGUUACUGUAUAUGGUUGGAAUACAAGUGAAAUAGGUACAGAAUCCUGAUGCAGAAGCCUCAAGUGACAAAACAGAAACAGGUUCUCAGGCAAUUACUUUUGUGCCAGCACAUGACCACAUGUUUGGGCUAAAAAAGUGCUACCCUGGUAAACAAAUUUCCAUUCAAUUUCUGAACAAGCUAUCUGAUUUUAGGCUGCUGAGAAAGUUAAAUAAGAUAUCACUCUUGUAAAUGAAUUUUGCCAUGUGAUACUUUGUUCUUUUUCUAUCUUGCUCUCAUUUUCUUGCUUCCACUUAAGCGUUUCAGUACACUCAGUACUGGCUCUAUCACGUCAACAAUUGAGAAAAAUAUGGACAUACAAAAAGAUACAUCAACCUUGAAAUUUACAAAAACAUUAAAUGUUGACAAGAAAUGAAACUAAUGGAUAAUGUCAUGGUUGUAUACUGUAUAGUUUCAAAAUACACAAAACACAGUUGCUGUGCUGGGGGAACAUUAAACUAGGUUCUCAUAUGUCAUUUUCUGGUUGACGUGUCAGUUUUACAACUUUCUGUGAAUAAAUAAUGCACAGCGCGUUGAUAAAGUCA
This is a messenger RNA of Haliotis rufescens (red abalone), 1910 nucleotides long. Its product is annotated as vesicle-trafficking protein SEC22a-like. Lineage: Eukaryota; Metazoa; Mollusca; Gastropoda; Lepetellida; Haliotidae. Bases 291 to 1214 code for a protein of 307 amino acids. The record is from RefSeq and is a predicted model, not a curated record. The transcript has 6 exons. Gene Ontology annotation, biological process: vesicle fusion with Golgi apparatus; retrograde vesicle-mediated transport, Golgi to endoplasmic reticulum; endoplasmic reticulum to Golgi vesicle-mediated transport. Gene Ontology annotation, molecular function: SNAP receptor activity. Gene Ontology annotation, cellular component: endoplasmic reticulum membrane; Golgi membrane; ER to Golgi transport vesicle membrane.